ACUGGAGGCGUAUUCUCCUAGAGGCGGAAGCGUUCUGCCCAGGAUCUACUUUUGGGGGUCGUGGUCAUCCAUCACCCAGCCUUGGUGACCUCUGACCGACGUCGGAGGUCGCAUCUCAAACGAGAGGGGCUCCUAUCGGCCCAGAAGAUGUGAUCCUGGGCGAAACAGUCAAUCAUCCCACUCUACACUUUACAUCUUAGAAUGCUGAGCUUCGAUCUUUGAACAGACAAUUCUAAGAUGACAAUUUCAUUACAUGGGACUAUAUAUUAAUGCCCUGAUUUUUUUUAAAAAUAAUACAGAAAUUCAUUUCUUAUAAUGAUAAUUAAUUAUUACCCCUAAUUAGAACACAUUGAGAUUGACAUCUCAUUUCCAAGGGAUCCUGUAAAACAGCAGCAGUAGCACAUAACAGUCAGUUAAAUACAUAAUUAUUGAAAAUAACAAGUGUGCAUACACUUUCUUUUCCCUCAUGGGCCUGAAAAGUAUAAUGCAGGACUUAUUAUUAUUAUUUAUUUCUUCGCUGACACCCUUAUCCAGGGCGACUUACAAUUGUUACAAGAUAUUACAUUACUUUUACAUACAAUUACCCAUUUAUACAGUUGGGUUUUUACUGGAGCAAUCUAGGUAAAGUACCUUGCUCAAGGGUACAGCAGCAGUGUCCCCACGACCCUCCGGUCAAGAGUCCAGAGCCCUAACCACUACUCCAUACUGCUGCCCAGCCUUAAAACAUGUAUACUCCAAAUUGUCAUUUGCACAUUUAUUUUAUAUUAAAAAAAACACCAAAUAAACAUACCAAAACAGAUAUUAACUACUGAGACAUUCAUUUAGUCUAAAGCUGUUUAUUAUUCAUUUCAGAAUUAUUAUUGGUGUUUUUUUCCUUUCAGAAAAGAAAAUUGCACGAAUGACAAUUAAGAGUAAAAACAUCAUUUUUACAGUACCUAACUGAAAACAGAGAUCGUAAACUUCAGUUACAGCUGAUAAUGUGUAAAGCAUGCUAUCAAAAUAAGCCAAUUAUGUUUCUGUAUUAUUUAACUAAAUACUGUACAGAACUGAGCCUUGUUGGUUUAAUUAUUUUUUAAGGUUAGUGAAGGCUGCAGCUGUUGUCUAAAAUUAGCCAUGACAGUCUUUAAAAAGUACAUGGUGCAGCGGUUUGUGAAAUAAUGAAAAGAUGUUGUGUUGUAUAAAACCUAAAUUUUCUGAAACGAGCCUUUUGAUAAUGUGUUUUGCUUUUUAUAUAAAAAAAAAUGUAAAGGGGAAAAGCAGGGUGAAAGAAUCAAGUGAAUUAGGAAGGACAUACUGUUCCAAAUAACAGGAGAACCAUUUUACACUAUUUCUGUUUUGAUUACCGAAUGGCUUUGAUAAUAACACAGACACACUGUAAUAAAUGCAGUAAAUAUACCCUUAAACUUGAAUGCGAUAUGCUUUCACAGAUAAGAGGUACCUGUACCUGUUCUGGAAUAAUUGGUUUUCUUUCCUAUUUCUAGUGGGACUUCUCCUCUGGCAUGUUUAAAUGCAAUGCUACACACCAACUCUCGAGGGGAAGAGGGCAUUUUCUACAAAGUACCCGGUCGUAUGGGAGUCUACACAUUGAAGAUACCACGCGCAGGCCUGUCUGUAACGUGGUGCUCAGCACACAUGCAAAGGACAUAUCAGACAGCGCAAAGAAUUUGUCAGAGGAGGGCUCCGAAGAUAGCAGCGACAAUCUUUCAGAUUCACAGAGCACCGAGAACAACAAUAACAGCAACAAAGACAUGAAGAAGAGCAAGUGGAAACGGAAAGUGCCCUCCAAACUCCAAUCGCAGCCUCCAUCACCUCAGUCCAGAUGCCAGUCGCCCUCCAUUACAGCGAAUAAGGUCAUCUCCCCGUCACAGAAACACUGCAAGAAAGCACUCAAACAGGCCCUGAAGCAGCAGCAGCAGAAGAACCAGCGGAGACAGGGAGCAGUGCCUGCUUCCUCGAACCCACGACUCCUUCUGAAGACCGUCAAAGACAUGGGCGACCAGACAGCUUCCAAAACCGGGUGGAAGGUGAAGCAGUCAGACAGACGAUCGUCCAGCCCUCAGAACUCCACCUCCAGCUCAUCAUCUUCUAUGAAAACAGACCAGUCCUCUUCAGCAGCUUGCAAGAAAACAUCUCAGAGGUCUGACAGACUCAAUGCAAGGCAGCUGAAGCGGUCAAAAUGUGCAGAGAUUGACGUGGAAACUCCAGACUCCAUCUUGGUGAACACCAAUUUGCGGGCCUUGAUAAACAAGCACACUUUCUGUGUGUUACCCCCGGAGUGCCAGCAGCGCUUACUGAUCCUUCUGCCAGAGGUGGAUAGGCAGGUGAGUGCUGAUGGACUGAUGAAGUUGAGCAGCUCGGCCUUGAAUAAUGAAUUCUUUACAUCUGCAGCUCAGUCCUGGAAGGAAAGAUUAUCAGAGGGUGAGUUCACACCAGAGAUGCGACUGAGAAUACGACAGGAGAUAGAGAAAGAAAAGAAGGUGGAGCUGUGGAAGGAAGAUUUUUUUGAGAGCUACUAUGGCCAGCAUUCUGGUCUAAGCUUGGAAGAAUCAAAAAUGCUUACAGUAGCCACUAAGGAACCAGAAGCCAUCAUACAACAGCCCAUCCCUUUAGCCCCCAGGCAGACGCCUGCAAUGAAGACAGAGGUGGAGGCCGAGCUCAAGGAGGAACUCAAGGCUAAAAUAGACAAAAAAUCUGCCUCUGAAAUUAAGAAAGAGGACAAGAAAGCCUGUGGAACAUUAGAAAUUUUAAAGACCCAUCCCAGAAAUAAAACACUUAAAACAGAGAGGUCACAGGCCAGAGCAAGCCCUGAAAAGACUCCAGAAAGCCCUGUAGUCGAGAAGCCUUUUGUGGAUGUAGCAAAGGUGGUUUCAGCAGCAGUUAAUGUCAAAACUGAGGACAAAGCAAAAGAGAAAGAGUUCCUGACGAGAGAAUCACAGGAGCAGGGUGGAUGCAAACUAAAGGUGUCUCCACAGACCACUAAAAUACCCAGUCACGACAAAAUGGAAGUGACCAUGACACCAGUGGACAAGCAAGAGGGUGAUAGAUCCAGGAAGAUGCAGGAGGCGGAGCAAAUGGAAGUCACCCAGGCGGGACUGAAGAGAAAGUCCCCUAGUCAGCAGGAGGAGGUGCUGUCAAGCCCUGAGAAGAGGCCCCGGGUGUCAGAGCAGCAGCUAUUUCGGACUCCUCCCAAAAGCCCUCACGACAGCAGGGAAAACACUCCAGAGCCAAAGGUCCCUCCACUAAAGAUUCCAGUCUCAAGGAUCUUACCAGUGGCAGCCCCUGCUGGUCAGGUCUCUCCCAGGGCCCCAUUCACAUCCCCUAUCACCAGUCCUGGGCGUACAGGGGCACGCACCUUGGCCGACAUCAAGGCUAAAGCCCAGUUGGCCAGGGCCCAGCGGGCAGCUACUGCUGCUGCAGCAGCCGCAGCAGCCACAGUUUCAUCUUUGGGGGGUUCCGUGCCGGGCCCUGGGCCGGGGGGAGGAGGUGGCCCUAGUGGGGCCAGUGGCACAGGAGAUGCAGUUAGUGAGCCGGGUACAGCAGAACUGGGAAGAGCUAGAGGAAGAGGAGCUGCAGGAGGGAUUCUUCCUGCCAGUCCAGAGGCCCAUGCGAAGAGCUUAUCCUUCAAUGGCUGUGACUCGAGAACACAACUACAGCAAACCGCCACAUCAGAGGCCAGAGCCUGCUAUACUAGCACAGCCUCAAACUCGUUGUCUGCAGGGUCCCCACCAGCCACCACAUCUCUAAUAGGGAACUCCAGCACAGAAAACACAGCUAGUCCAUUAUCGACUUCAUCGCAAUCAUCAAAGUCUGGCGGAGCAUCCAGUUUCACUUUUAAAGAGCAAUCAAAAUCAGCAGCUUCUGCUCUAGAUGUAACUCAGCCACCAACACAGUCAUCAACAGUACCAGUUAAUGAUGACAGUGAGACUGACAUUGACAAAACUGGGAAAGCAAUAAUUACAGAAAAAGGUAUUGAUUUGUCUAAGGAAACAUAUGCAUCUCCUUUAGUACAACAGCCGUCAGCCUCAGUUGUCUCCACGGUGAAGCCCCCUGACACAGUUUUGGCCUCUAGCAUGCCUACUGUGUCUCCGCAUUCUAGCAUUGCAGUAACCCUUGAGACUUCAAGCAGUAUUCUCUCCACAGCAUCGAGCCAAAAGAUGCCAGUAACCCACCCUGCAGACGGGCCUGUAACCAAGACUAGCUCUUCGAUCCCUGCAAACAACCCACUUGUCACCCAGCUUCUGCAAGGAAAAGAAGUCCCCCUUGAGCAGAUACUUCCAAAAACCCUAACCAGAAAUGAAGUGAAACCACUUAUCGUGGCCUCGGGUGAUAAAGGGAAGGUGUCCAAUACUACUACAGUGGUGGUGUCUGUGGCAAACCCAGUACUCUAUGGAAAAGCGGUCAACUCACAAAGGCAUUUGUGGCCAAGCCAGGUGAUGAUGGAGAAGGUGGACCUUGCCCAACAACAAAGAGAAAUGCUCAAUAAGACCACACAGCAACAAAUACUGCAGACCCUCAUUGAGAGGGCCCAGGGUCAACAUUUUAUCCCAGUGUCACAUCCUUCACAGCAGGGGUUCUGCCACUUUGACCUCCCAAUAGAAGAAAAUUCCAGCAGUCAAAGAUUUACAUUGGGUUUCAUGGGUCGGAAAAGAACCUCCAAGCCCGCCAUGUCAGGCCAUUACCUUCUCAACAUCUCAACUUAUGGGAGGGGUUCUGAGAGCUACAAACGGGCUCAGCUGGCCAACACAGAGAACCGGCUGGGAAUGAAUGUCCCCUUUUCUGUCUUGAAGAAGGAAUUCAAAGAAGGUGAUAUGACUGCUGGGGAAAAUGAAGAGCAACAUGCAUUUGAAAGAUCUGAUGAUUUGGCAGCAGGCCGGUCUGAACUUUCAGCUGUCAAGAAAGAGCAGCAGGGGCCUCUGGAUGUGGAAAGAAUUAGAGUGAGCCCAAGUAACAUGCAACCUGAUGCAUUGCUUGAUGUCAGUUACAAUCACAGGGUUAAGCUUGAGUCUGCCUUGAUAGAUCAGUUACCAGACAGGGAGGAGGGCUCAGCCCUGUCAGCCAGCAACAAUGCUGUGGCCAUAGCCAAAGAAAUUGACCAAGUAUCCAAGUCUAGCAUAGCUCACAGUGAAGCUGGCAAUCAUCCGCUGGGUAACUCAGAACUUUAUCAAAUGCCAGUUUCUGCGGGAAACCACCAGCGUCAAGAAUCUAUUUGCCACCAGAGGAAGUUAUAUGAAAACCAUAGCUCAGAGGUUGGACAUUUUUAUGGUGGUAAAAUCAAUGUGUCUGCAUCACAUGCCCUGAAUCACAGUUCCAAGGCACCUGGGAACUCCCCAGGCUACAGCCCAGUAUCAAGCAGUGCCGGAAGUGUCAUGUCUUUUUCAGUGACUGUCACAACAAUUCCUGCCAGCCGUACCUUAGACCAUGUCAGCCAUGGGGAAAGAACACCAAUGCAGGCUUUCACAGAAGGCGUCGGUAUAGAGGACUCUCCUUCAGACUGUUACUGCAGGCUGAAAGCCAUGAUCAUGUGCAAGGGUUGUGGAGCAUUUUGUCACGAUGACUGCAUUGGCCCUUCCAAACUGUGCGUCUCAUGUCUAGUGGUGCGAUAAGAAAAAGAAAAAAAAAACACUGAUUGGUUUAAAUCAGGAUUCCUUAAUCUACUCUCUCUCUCUCUCUCUCUCUCUCUCUCUCUCUCUCUCUCUCUCUCUCUCUCUCUCUCUCUCUCUCUAUAUAUAUAUAUAUAUAUAUAUAUAUAUAUAUA
Acipenser ruthenus (sterlet) is the source of this 5755-nucleotide messenger RNA. Its product is annotated as putative Polycomb group protein ASXL2. NCBI's taxonomy places the organism in Eukaryota, Metazoa, Chordata, Actinopteri, Acipenseriformes, Acipenseridae. The coding region runs from base 1500 to 5603 and encodes 1367 amino acids. Gene Ontology annotation, molecular function: peroxisome proliferator activated receptor binding; DNA binding; chromatin binding. Gene Ontology annotation, biological process: animal organ morphogenesis; positive regulation of transcription by RNA polymerase II. The transcript is spliced from 11 exons. Gene Ontology annotation, cellular component: PR-DUB complex. The record is from RefSeq and is a predicted model, not a curated record.